AGGAGGAAGAGAUAGAAUUUCUACCUGUUGUGAACAAUAAACAAGUGCGGAGAAUCUCAGGGAACUGAGAAAGAGGAAGGCGACAUUUAAAGAGGGAGAGACCCCAACACAUGGCCUGAUCCCUAUGGUGCUGAUCCCUAUGGUGCUGUGUCCAGGGCUGGACAAGACUCUGCUGGCUCCAGGUGAGGAGAUUGUUCGCACCGAUCCUUGGCACUGCACAGCAUCCAGGCACCAUGCCACUCGCACAGGACUCUGCUGGACGCAGGUGACACCAAACACCUCAGAAGAUUAAAGGGAUUGGCCGUUCGUAGUCAUCGGAAAGGAAGAAGCUGUCGUGGAUCAACAGGAAGAAGCUCAGAGGAUAUUGUGACCCUCCUGACGUGGAGUUGUUGACGUCUUCUUGUCUCUGCCCCGCAUCUUCCUGUUUUUGUGUCCAUGGGCGGCCUUCCCACGUCCUGCCGGCCCCUUCUGAAGAUCUACACUUCCAUUUGCAAAUGAUUAUUGCCAGCAUACGGCUCAGGAUUAUUUAUGUGAUUAUGACCACCAAAAAAAUGGAUGACUCUGCUGACAAGUUUGCUCCGGAAUUAACUCUGAGCGGCGCCAUGGCACAUCAUUUUCUUUGAGGUUUCUUCCGAAACUUGAACACUGUUGUUUUUGCCAAAAUGGCAGGUGUUGAUGCUUUACGUCCUCCGAGGGCCCCACCCGACCAGGACCGGAUGCAGACCGAGGCCUUAGAGGAGCAUACAGAACUCUGGUGGUCUAGGCAGCCGGUUACGUCGAUCGCGUGCUACUGCUUGGCUGUCGUCCUUAUCCUAGUUUGUGGCAUCGGUGGCAUUUAUCUAUUAUCCACCACCACCAGCCGGUCGGGAGAAUGGAGACUCGCCGUGGGGGCCACCUUGUGUAUUCUUUCCCUACUCAUUUUGUUGAAGCAACUUUUGAGCUCGGCGAUCCAGGACAUGCAGUGUGUAACCAGAAGGCGCCACAUCGAUAUGCUGAAGAGCGGCGGUCUCUCAGACGUUAUAGUGUUCCUUGUAAGUGCCAUCAUCAUCUUAGUGUGUGGUGUGGUUCUUCUCGUUCUUUCCUUUUCUGGAGAAACCCAGGGGUUCCCUCCAUUUCUGGUCACCAUGCACGCGGUAGGGGUCACACUAGUUGUCAUAGGGGUCAUUCUCCUUGCUGCUGUUGUGACAUUUGAACUUGUGGUGUUGUGUAGGUCUUGUGCUCCCGAUCGAUUCCAUCCAAGGAACAUGAACAUCUUCUCCGUCUCCGGGCAGCUCACUCAGCGGCAGAACACAACCUCAAGUUUGGCCAACCUCAUCUAAGCCAUCUUAGAAUUGACCAAUUUAUCUUCGUGUGUCUUCACAAUGUUUGUAGAUCUGAGCCAAAUUGAGACCAUGCUACUUUUUCAGGAACGCUGGAUGAACCCUGACCCAAAUGUUCCACUAACAGUUUUUGUCGCAUUCUGAAACACAAUCUCUGACAGUCAUUAAGUUGAAUGAAGUAAAGUAGUGAACGUUAAAUUCCAUUUUGGAGGAGCGAUCCUCUGUGAAAAAAAGGCAAGCCGACCAAUCUUGGUCAUAGAUAGGCCUAUGGUUCGCAAAGGUAUAUAGCCAACAUGUUUCGGGGCAGUUACAGUGUACUCUUCCUCGUGGCUUUUUAUCCGGAACCUAAUAUGUUCUUGAGGUGUAACCUAUACCAGUGUUUCUGGGGUAAUUACUAAGCCAGUGAAACUGAUCAAAUCACCUGUGCAAAGUAAUGGGAAGCCUGAAAACAUGACCUGUUGGGGCGCCUUGAGGACUGGAGUUGAGAAACACUGACCUAGACAAUUGGCCCUUCUUCUUACAAUGUAGAAAAUGUAUAAGAUGGGCUAUAUCUCACCUUAGAAACAAAGGGCUAGAUUCAGGUAGAUUUGCGCAUUGUUACGGCGGCGUAGCGUAUCGUAUUUACGCU
Rana temporaria (common frog) is the source of this 1947-nucleotide messenger RNA. It is a transcript of the gene TMEM125, whose product is annotated as transmembrane protein 125. NCBI's taxonomy places the organism in Eukaryota, Metazoa, Chordata, Amphibia, Anura, Ranidae. The transcript is spliced from 3 exons. The record is from RefSeq and is a predicted model, not a curated record. The coding region runs from base 663 to 1319 and encodes 218 amino acids.